UCCUCGAUCUUCUCACCAAGGCUCACGACUUUCAACCGCCAUAAUGGCUUAUAUUCAUGUUGUCGACUCGCUCGCUCUGUCCUUAUUGUUAUGCUUCAUUUAUCACGUUUUACGUACAGCUUACAAUCAGAACAUCUCUCCGCAAGGAAUCAGAAUCCGCCAAGGGCACAUCCUUCGAAAUCAGGUCACGCAUGCUCGUUUCCUCCCAACUCCAUCUGCCCACUCAUUUACAUAUUCCACUAUUUUCAUCUUCGUCUCGCUCACCGACCUCGAGUCUUAUGGCCUCAAUUUACUCGGUGGAUGGCUAUUUCGAUAUGGGAGUGUCUGGCGCAAUGUUGUCGGCAUCCGUGCCAUAAAGUAUCUUGGCGAAAAGCACAAGGUUAUUUCGAUAAGAGCAAAGUUGGAAUAUGCUCUCUCGGAACGCGGGUUCGAUGCAAGUGUGCUCGGUGACGUCUGGAUGAUGACGAUGCCCAGCAUCUUUGGCUUCGAAGGCUUGAAUCCUUUGACCGUUUAUUUCAGCUACAACAACUCUAAUGUUCUGAAGUUUGUUGUCCUAGAGGUUCAUAAUACUUUUGGGGAGGGUCACGUAUACGUGCUCGAGGUGGGUAAUUGCGAAGACAACAACCGAGCACGAGGCUACGAUCAUCAAUGGACUUUUCCCCGAAAUUUCUUCGUUUCUCCCUUCAACGAUCGUACCGGGUUUUACACAGUUGCUGUCAAAGCACCUUCAUUGCCUUUAUCUGAUACCCCACGCCCGGUUGUCUCGAUCUACUUGUAUAUGCCAGACCCCGACAGCACCGACGCAGCAACUCCUGGAGUUGGACCGCUAAAGCUUACUGCCCUCCUCCGUACUACCACCUCCUCGCCGCUCACAACGCAUAACCUUAUCUUGUCCCUCGUGGCAAAUUUCCUGAUUCUCUUCAACACGCUCCCUCGGAUCCUCUAUCAGGCACUCAUCCUGCACUAUAGGAAAAGGCUUAACAUUUUCGCAAAACCAGAUCCGUAUCCGUCCAUACGACAAUCAAGCGGGGACCUCAAAUCAGGGGGGAUUAUAUGGCAAAAGGAAAGCUUCAUGGAGAAGUACUUCCGGCAACGUUUCUAUUCCUUUCUGCAGCGGCGAUGCCAGGAAGUUAGCAUCGUUGUCAACCUCAUCUCUGGAAAUCCUUCGGUUCCGCUUAUCACUUUCUCGUCCAAUCUGGAUGAUUCCAGCCGCCGGACCCUGUCAAUAUCCUAUACUUCCCCACAGUUUUUCAUCCAAGCCUUCCUUGCGCCCUCCGCAGAAUUCUUGCUAGCAUUGGGCACUGCCGAAGGGCUGUUCACUGUAUCUGAUAAAGAACUGUUCCUAAAAAUCUACAGCCACUCAAGCCAAUCAAACACAAUCAUGUCCCGUUUGACUCACCUCAUAAGAUCAACUGUUCUCCCUUUGGGCUCACGUGGCAAAAUCCUUCAGCCUCAUCCCCUUACUGCUCCUUCGUCUCUCACCAGUUUGUCUGAUUUUCUCGCUGUGAGCACAGUGAUGAUACUCGAUUACCUGGAAAUACUAGUGUUUAGUGCUGCUAGGGUAAGGUUCAUGAGGGGAGACGAGCCGUGGUUAAGAGCGCGUUGGGACAGGGCAUUGUUUCAUAUGGAUUUGAAGUCUGGAACUGGGUUGUCUACGGUAGAGAUUGAACAUGGAGGGUUGAGGUGAUGAUUGUAUUCCAGUUGUAACUUGUACUUGACAGGUGUGAUAUCUUGUAACUUUUUGGACCGAAACCUGGGAGCGACUUAUACAUACGUACGGACUACU
Messenger RNA from Suillus clintonianus, 1786 nucleotides. RefSeq lists its product as uncharacterized. The record is from RefSeq and is a predicted model, not a curated record. Lineage: Eukaryota; Fungi; Basidiomycota; Agaricomycetes; Boletales; Suillaceae. The transcript has 3 exons. Bases 44 to 1687 code for a protein of 547 amino acids.